Molecule: messenger RNA, 5261 nt
Organism: Parasteatoda tepidariorum (common house spider)
Lineage: Eukaryota; Metazoa; Arthropoda; Arachnida; Araneae; Theridiidae
Biological process (GO): regulation of transcription by RNA polymerase II
Cellular component (GO): nucleus
Molecular function (GO): DNA-binding transcription factor activity, RNA polymerase II-specific; protein binding
Source: RefSeq, a predicted model, not a curated record
GGGCGAUGCAUUAAUAACCGUUCUGUUUUUCGGGAAAGAAUGGCAGCAAAUAUUUCUGUUAUUUCGAAUUGGGCAUCCAUUGUCUGAAUUUCUGCUAACUGAAAACCAAAAACGAUACUAAGUAGCCAUAAUAUAUGUAAACAAUCUACAGAUGUGAAAUACAAAGUUUUUCUCCUUUAAGUACUUAUACAUGCUUUCUGGGUUGAAAAAGUCCACUACCUAUUGCUUUAUUUUAAUUUUAUUGCUGGACUUAAAUCUGCACAAAAUUAUCUUGGGGAUUUCCCCUAAGAUUAGGCUUAGUUUUGUCCGAUUUUCCAUUAUGAGCUGGUCCACCUAAUAUUUCAUAUUUGUUAUCGUUCUUAAAAACUCGUGUUUAGGUAAAUUUAAUAAAAAUGUUAAUAUUACAGCGAUUAGAUUAUUUUUACAGGUAAGCUUAUAAUCAUUAAUGUACAUAUUUUCUAAAGCUGAAGUUUCUUGUUUAUUAAUUAAGUGGAAUCUUCAAAAUAAUUUUUGUUUCUUAUAGUUUAUGUUGGUACUAAAUUCUUUUUUCGCGUAGCAAUGGUCAUGGCAGUACCAACGCUGAUACCAGCGAGUGCCAUGAAUUUUACAGAAAAUCAGCAAGCAUGUAUUGUACUGGAAAAACUUUGGAGUCAGCGUGAAGCAGGACGAUUUUGUGAUGUCGUGCUUCACGUUCAGGGUCAAAAAUUCCAAGCCCAUCGAAAUGUCUUGGCUGCAUGCAGCCCGUACUUUGAUUCUGUAUUAAAAACUCACAAAGUUAUCAAAGAACAGCUGACUGUAACUUGUCAAAAUUUGGAUGCAUUCCAAUUACUCUUAAAUUAUAUGUAUACAGGAGCUGUAGUUAUUGAUAAAAACAAUGUGUCUGAAUUAUUGAGAUUGGCGAAUCAUUUUCUUGUAAUCAAAUUGAAAAAUUAUUGUGCGGAAUAUUUAGAUAGGUAUUUAGAUCCUUCUAACUGUUUGACAGUUAGAGAGAUGGCAGAGAAGUACAAUUUACCUGUUCUGCACAAAAAUGCAUCUGCUUUUAUUCACAAUCACAUUGUUGAAGUUUUCGAUCAAAAUGAAAUUUUAGAAUUUACGAUAUCUAAGUUAGAAGCAUUUUUUAAAGAAAAACAGUGUCUCAUUCCCCAACAUGUGUUGCUUAACUUCAUUUGUAAGUGGGUAGAACAUGAUGCUAGUAAAAGGGAAAGUGAUUUUAGAACUUUGCUUACAUUUAUUAAUUGGGACUCUAUUGAACGUCCAUAUUUAGAAGAUCACAUGAAAUCCUGUUCGCUUUAUGUGAAGAAUCCAAAAUGCAUGUAUUUGUUGUUGAUGUGUCUUGAAGAAAACAAAAUUGAUUUACCAGAAUUUAAAAGUUUACACACUUCUUUAAAGUCUCAAUAUGGAGCUGGAUCAAAUGUUGAUAAUGAUAGUUUUAUGAAUAUAGCUAUAUCUGCAGCAAUACAUGGAUUGCAGAAGUAUCCUUUAGCUGCUAGCAGUGAAGAAAAUGCUCCCAUUACUGUUGCUCCAUUAGAAAAAGAACAAGCAAAAGAAAAAUGCCCUUUGCCUCCUCCAGUGGAAGAACCAACAAAGGUAUCCUCGGAUAAUGAUUCGAGCAAUAGUAGCUUUGAUGAUGUUGCUCCUGACUGUGGUGUUAAUAAUGACUAUGAUGACAGUCAAAGUUCAGAUGAAAAACAAAGUCCUGAAACACCUCCAAAUCGUCGUAAAGUUGCUUCUCGCAAAAUAAAAUUAAAAACUACUGCAAGGAAGAUUACUAUGACUACAAGAAGAUCAUCUUUACUUCAAAAAGCUGAAAAAACAGUUCCUCCCAUUAAAAUUACUCGUAAAUCAUCUGGUACUAUAUCUGCCAAGCCUGCUCCAAAGAGUGCCUCAAAAACUGCCAAACAAAAUUCAAAAUCUCCGAAAAAUCAAAUUUCAAGUAAACAAUCACAAGUGGUUCCUGCUGGUAACAAAUCAAAUUCUAAGUCUGGUAAAAAACGUUAUGUGUCAGAGACUGAUACUGAAGAUGACGAUGAUGAUGACGACGAGGAUGACGAUGAAGGUAGUUCAAGUGCUACAGAUUCCAGUGUGGAAGAAUCUGUGAAUGGACAUGGUAAUAAAUCUAAAUGGAAAGAUGGUGUAAAAUGUCCAAAUUGUUCUUACAUUGCUCAUAGCUCUGUCAGAUUAGAGCAACAUGUUUCUCGUAUACAUGCAAAAGAUGUGACUUAUAAAUGUAAAGUUUGUGAUUUUACAUGUAAAUGGAAUAGAGAAUAUUACAGCCAUGUCAAAACACAUUUCCAAGGCCCACCAUUUCGCUGUGAAAAUUGUGAAUAUACUUGUGACAGAAUACAAUUUCUUUUGUCUCAUCGUAUGCGGCAUACUGAUGAACGGCCUUUUAAAUGUGAUGAAUGCGAUCACCGGUGUCGUACAAAAGCAAAUUUAGACUGCCAUAUGAGAUGUCAUACUGGUGAGAAACCAUAUCAAUGUGAGCAUUGUGAAAGAAGAUUUGCUAUUAAAGCUAGUUUAGAUCAACACUUAGCAUCACAUCGUGAAGAUAGGCCUUUCUUAUGCGAUACUUGUGGAUUUAGUACAAAAUAUCAAUCACAUCUAUUUUCUCAUAAGAGAAUUCAUACAGGCGAUGUAUUUCGUUGUCAUUUUCCAAAUUGUAAAUAUAGUACUCCUAAGAAAAGCCAAUUAGGUUCCCAUCAUAGAACUCAUACAGCUGUCCGUUCCCAUAUUUGUUCCAUUUGUGGAAGAGCAUUUAUUGAAAAAAGCCAUCUUGUAAGACAUGAACGUAUUCAUUUAAAUGAAAAACCAUUUAAAUGCGAACACUGUGAUUAUUGUAGUUCGCGCAGAGAUAAGUUAAAGGAACACUUUCGAAAGCAUCAUGGCGAAAAUGCAACUGCUAAAGGACCAUAUAGGCCUAGGAAACAAAGGAGGCAGGGUUAUGAAGUGAGUGCUUAUUCUCCCCCAAAUAAAAACCAGCCUCCAGAAUCUGAAAACAACCAGUUACAGCCUCAGCAACAUAUUGAAUUACAGACAGCUGUAUCUGCCAUUGGAGCUAACAAUCCUCCUCCAGCACCGGUGGUUUAUAGUUACGAGUCUUCUCAUCAAGAUGCUCUUCACAGUCAUGCUGCAGUUGCUUUACAACAAUUGGGAGCAGCUGCUGCUCAUAAUUAUCAGGUAGCAUUUAUGGAACAAAGACAUCACCAACCUCAUCACCAUCAUCACCACCACCAUCAACAUACUCAUCAGCAUCCUCAUCCUCAUGUUGGACCAACUCCACCAUCUGCUGUUCCUGCUAUGAUGUCUGAUCAGAAUCGAGUAAAUGUUGUUACAGUUAGCUCACAUGAUGGAACAAAUGUUGUUGGGCAACCAACAGAAUUCAGUCCAUUUAUGUCAUUUAUGUAAUUUUAAUUCUAUAUAAUUUAUAUCAAUUAAAACUAUUGGGUUUAGGAUAUUUUAACUUACUAGUUGAUUGAUUGUGUGCCUAUAUUUUGGUAACUUGUAACAUUUCAUGCAAUAUAUUAUGUUACAAAUUUAUUUAUUAUCUUGUUUUAAAUUAUAUUUGACAUGUGAGUAUUGAUACUUUUUGUUUUUGCUUAUCAAAAUAUCUUUAAAGCUGUUUUGUUUGACUUUAUUUAUAUUUAAUUAGAUUAUCUAAUAACUACUAAUUAAUGAAUUCUAGUUUACAUAUUGAUGUUAGUGUGACAGAAGAUAAUUAUCAAAUGUUAUGUUAGUAUAGUUUAUUUUUUUUCUGUUCUCGACUCUUUUCUAUAAACUUUUUAAAAUCCAUCUUUAUAAUAAUUUUAUAUAAAAAUAAUAUGUAUUCCCUAAAUAUAUUAUUUUGUUUGUAAAAAAAAAGAAAGUGUUCAAAAGUAUAAUAUUUUUUUAAUACCGAAUCAAGAUCUUAUCCUUAGAAUAUGGUUUUAACAAGUUUGUGUUUCUCGGUGAUAUUAUUUUCUAUAUUAGACAUGUUCAAUUUUUGUUAUUUUAUAAAUAAUAUGUAUAUUUUAGUUAUAACCACUGGUUGAAUUUAUAAAUUUAAGUUUAUGUGAAGUUAAAUUUUAAGUACAAAUGCAUGAUAUUUUACAUUGUAUUUUGCUCAUUGUUACCAACAUGAAAAACUACUAAUUAAGCAACAAAAAAAAUUUGGAAUCAAAAGUUUAACAUUGAAAAGCUGAAGAUUUUUUGUUUCAUUACCUUUUUAACUUUUGUUAUUGUUAUUUUUUCUUGGGAAAUUUUUUAUAUAUUAAGUGCACCACUUUAUUGGUUGCAUUUCUUUUAACCUUUCUGUUUGACACAAGACCUAUUAAAAAUCCAACUUAAUACAAUAAGAAUGCCAACCAUAAUAACUUGAGUGAUAAGUACCCUUAGAAUAAUAAAAAGCAAUCUUCUGAUCAGUACCAUAGAUUGAAAAAAUAUUUUUUUUAAAGCUCAUUAAAGAUUUUUGUGUUGCCAUAACUCAGAGAGUCAAAGUAUUAAGUGGACUAUAUAUUAUUGGGUUCCUAUAAUGAACAGUACUAAUUAUGUAAUUAAUAUAAUCUUUUAUAAAUUAGAAAAUAGCAACUAAAAAAAUAGUAACUUAGAAAAUAGUUGAAAAUGCUUUUUCGAGUUUGAAAUUAAUUUAAAGGAAAUAUUACUUAAAAUAAUUUUUAAUAAAAUUGAAAUUCCUUCUUAAUGUGCAUUACUUUAAUUUGUCCUCUGUAAAAAUCUACUCUUGAUAUGAUUUGUAUUUUUUACCCUGUAUUUGUAAGUUUAUUAUUAUGUGGUACUUAGCAUGUUUUUGUUUCUUAAGUUUUAAAAAAUAGAAGGAAACAGUUGUAUUUAGUAUUUGCAUGCAUAGUUAUAAAUCUGCUGAUUUAAAAGGUAUUUUAAAAACUCAGCAAAUUUUAGGUCAGCCAAUUUUUGCUUUUUUUUGUGCAUAUUUAUUAACUUGAAUAUGUUAAGGAAAUUGACAAAAGAAGAAAAAACAAACUAUAUAAUUGAAAAGAGCAUGAACUAAGCUAAUUUUGAUGCUGAAGUUAUUUCAACAUAUUAUUCUUAAUUGUGUUUUCAUUGUUUCUGAUAAAAUAUUAAUAACUUAUUCUAAUCUAUUUCAAAGUGUGAUAAUAUUUUUUAGAAAUAAUUUGACAUAUCUUAGAAAUUAGAUCUUCACACAUUAGCAAGAUACAUCAUUAAGAUCAAAAAGAUUAAACCUAUAAACACAGAUAAAUUUUACCAAUGUGUAAUUAUUAUUUUAACUGUGAAUUAAAUAUUUUUUUUCA